Molecule: messenger RNA, 1487 nt
Organism: Galleria mellonella (greater wax moth)
Lineage: Eukaryota; Metazoa; Arthropoda; Insecta; Lepidoptera; Pyralidae
Product: antichymotrypsin-2
Exons: 9
Coding region: 73-1317 (414 amino acids)
Molecular function (GO): serine-type endopeptidase inhibitor activity
Source: RefSeq, a predicted model, not a curated record
UUGGUAUAUAAAGAGACAAGUAUCCUUGCUAAUACUUACAUUUGAAGGCGAUUUUUUUUUGAGUUAUUAAUUAUGUUAAAAACUAUUUUUAUAUUAACCCUUGCGGUUAAUGUAUUUCUUUUAGUGUCUUCUACAGAUUAUUCGGCACCGGUAACAACUGAAGCGUCAUCAGGAGAUGAUGAAGAUGGUCAAAACAGCUUGAUACAGGGAAACACAGAUUUCACUACAAAUUUUCUAUAUGAAGUCAUCAAAAUAAACCCACUAGUCAGUGUAGUAAUGUCACCGUUCUCCGUUUUAAUUCCUUUAGCGGAGUUAGCUCUUUAUACGGAACCCGGAAACUCUUAUAACCAACUAAUAAACACGCUCAAUCUUAAAAGCAAAGAUGAGAUUCGAAAUGUAUUCCUGGCACUUACAAGUUCACUAGAGUCACAAGAUGAAGUUGUAUUAGAUUUGGCAGCGAAAAUUUAUGUAAAUGAACAAUAUCAGCUCACCGAUAAUUUUGAAAACGAUACACGUGAUGUCUUUGGUGCUGAAGCGGAAAAUAUUGACUUUAGUAAACCUGAACAAGCCGCUGACACUAUUAAUGCCUGGGUAGAAAAAGAAACAAGAGAGCUUAUAAAAAAUUUGGUAUCGCCUGAUAUGUUUAGCGCAUACACACGUUUAGUUUUAACUAACGUUAUAUAUUUCUUGGGAAAUUGGCAGAAACAAUUUAAUCCAAAUAAUACGAAAAAUGAUGAUUUCCAUAUUAGUAAUACUAAAACAGUUCAAGUACCACUGAUGUAUCAGAAAGGUGUUUUUAAAUAUGCAGAAAGUCAAGAUCUCAAUAGUAAGAUACUAGAAAUAACUUACAAGGGAGGAAAUUUCUCAUAUAUUGCUUUUCUACCGAAUGACAUAAAUGGUUAUAAUAUAGUUGCAGAAAAAAUUAGAGACCCCGAUGUAUUUAAUGCAGCUCUUGAUUUAUUGAAGUAUGAAACAUGUAAUCUUUAUAUACCGAGACAUGAAAUUACUACUAGUAUUGAUUUGGUAGAUAUUCUUCAAAAGGUUAACGUUACUGAUAUAUUUGAUACUACUAAAGCAGAUCUAAGUGGAAUUCUGACAAAUAAUGAAAAAUUAGGUGUAUCAGCUGCGAUACAGAAGGCAAAUAUAAAGUUUGAUGAAACAGGAACUGAAGCAGCAGCUGCAAACGCAUUGAUCGUAGGCGUAACAGCAGUAUUGCAACCUAAAACCGUAUAUACCUUCAGAGCUGACCAUCCUUUUAUAUUCUUCUUAUCACUCAAAAGAAAUCCAUUGUUCUGUGGUGUUUAUGCUGGGAACUAGGACAUCCUAAAAAGAUCGAAUAAAAGGCUAUAUAUGAUAUUUUAAGUGUAUCAUAUACACUAAUUGAAAAAAUUGUUUUUGAUAAUAAUAACAAAAGGUUUUUGUUAUUAUUUUUGUCGAAAAAUAUAAUGUCACUAUACUUUUAUUUAUAAUAAAUCUGUAUCUUGGAA